Messenger RNA from Diospyros lotus (date-plum), 1150 nucleotides. Its product is annotated as zinc finger CCCH domain-containing protein 31-like. The record is from RefSeq and is a predicted model, not a curated record. The transcript is spliced from 3 exons. Lineage: Eukaryota; Viridiplantae; Streptophyta; Magnoliopsida; Ericales; Ebenaceae. Gene Ontology annotation, molecular function: metal ion binding; mRNA binding. The coding region runs from base 144 to 971 and encodes 275 amino acids.
GGUUUUGCCUCUUCUGCUUCCCCAAUUUGUUCAGACAAAAAUCUUCUUAUAUAUAACAUUCGUAUAGGCGCAAUAGAUAUUGGGGCGGUAUAUAUUUUGUGGAUAGAUAUUCUUUGUGCUUGAGAUCGGUUGGUUUGGGUCUGAUGGCGAUGGAAUUUACCCGCAAGAGAGACAAUCCAAACGAUACAUUUGAAGGCAAUGGAGGGCUUAAGAAAUCAAAGCAAGAAAUGGAGUCCUUUGGAACUGGUGUAAGAAGCAAAUUAAAGCCAUGCUUGAAGUUUUUCAGCACAUCGGGAUGCUCAUUUGGUGACGGGUGUCAUUUCCUGCACUAUGUUCCUGGUGGCUACAGGGCAGUUACGCAGAUGACAAACCUGGGGGGGAAUCCUGUUCCUUCUGCAAGAAACCCUGUUGGGCCGCCACCUUUUGCUGAUGGUCCAGCUCCUCCUGGGAAGACUAAGCUUUGCAAAAAAUUCAACACUCCAGAGGGUUGUAAGUUCGGUGACAAAUGCCAUUUUGCGCAUGGGGAGCUGGAGCUGGGUAGGCCCGGUAGGCUAUCUGGACAGUUUGAGCCACUGCAAUCUGGUCUGCCUGCUGCGGCCAACUUCGGUGCAUCAGCUACAGCAAAAAUCAGCAUAGCUGCAUCGCUGGCAGGUGCUAUCAUUGGAAAGGGUGGAAUGAACUCGAAACAAAUUUGUCGCAUAACUGGUGUCCGGCUUUCAAUAAAGGAUCACGAUUCAGAUCCAAAUCAAAGAAACAUUGAGCUUGAAGGAACCUUUGAUCAGAUCAAAGAGGCUAGCUCCAUGGUGCGCCAGUUUAUAAUGAAUGUUGGUGCUGUCAAGCCAGCUCUGGCUGGUUCUGCUGGCAGCUACAAGACGAAGAUGUGCGAGCAUUAUGCCAAGGGCUCGUGCACUUACGGGGAAAGGUGCCAUUUUGUUCAUGGAGUUGGUGAUUCAUCCAACCCACUGGCUUGAGCAUUUUAUUAAUUCUAAAGAUUUUUCGGUAGAUAUGGGAAUAUAGUUUGUUUUUGAGAUUUUGGAAGAAUACCUUAUUGUUGUACUAAGGUUUAGUAGGUCUUGAGUUACAUUUCCUUUCUCCGGUAAUGAUUUCCAACCCUCUCUAAAUCCUUUAUGGGAUAACAUCGUUUUCUUUC